Messenger RNA from Oncorhynchus mykiss (rainbow trout), 1422 nucleotides. RefSeq names its product translocon-associated protein subunit delta. Gene Ontology annotation, cellular component: membrane; endomembrane system; endoplasmic reticulum. The record is from RefSeq and is a predicted model, not a curated record. NCBI's taxonomy places the organism in Eukaryota, Metazoa, Chordata, Actinopteri, Salmoniformes, Salmonidae.
UGUCAACACAGCCACGUUCCCAAAAUGCAUUGCGCUGAUACGGUGCGUUAGUCUAAAAGCCGACAUAGACUUUUUGAAGGAAGACGUGUCUGUAACAACUGCUGAAAUAACUAGCUGCGGAAGUCUUUGUCGUGUUAAAGACAUUUUGAGAAAUCAACCAUGAUGAUCAAAAUAGCCGCGUUUCUUGCUCUUGUCUGCUUGUGCACAGGAGAGAGCUGUUCAGACCCUGUGAUCACCCCCUCUGCCUACACCACCUCUGAUGCCGUCAUCUCCUCUGAGUCUGUCUUUAUCGUGGAGCUCAGCCUGGCCUGCACCAAUGGCGCCCAGAGUGUGGCUCUGUAUGCUGACGUCAAUGGCAGACAGUUCCCCGUGACCAGAGGCCAGGAUGUUGGCAAGUACCAGGUGUCCUGGAGCAUGCCCCACAAACAGGCUAGCUCCGGUACAUACCAGGUCAAAUUCUUUGAUGAGGAGUCCUAUAGCUCUUUGCGCAAGGCCCAGAGGAACAAUGAGGAUAGUGACUCAAUCCAGCCUCUCUUCUCUGUCAACGUGGAUCACAGGGGUGCAUGGAAUGGCCCGUGGGUGGCUACUGAGGUUAUGGCUGUUCUCAUCGGUAUCCUGCUCUACUACCUGGCCUUCAAUGCUAAAAGCACCAUCCAGGCAUAAAGGACUGCAAGUCCCACAAUUCUCUGCAACUGGAACUCUAAAAUACUGUUGAAUUCUGGUGUGACUUUUCUACCAAUCCAGAACAACAAUUUGCCACCAUCCAUUUCGAGAUGCGGAACUAGUUGUUUUAUAUUUUGUAUUUACAUUUUUUAAGCAGAAGAAGCUAUUGCAUUGUGUCAAGUUGUGGUAAAAACUGCACACCUCAAUCAAACCCGCUGUACCCCACAAACUGAAUUGAGCACAGUAAUUUUGUGUUCAAAAGCAAACCCAGGUCCUGAAAGUUAAAGGACUGUUUCUAUAUGCCAACACUGACUUCCUUUCAUAGCCUCAGGCUUAUUGUUUACCUACCGGUGGACUUGGCCUCUGAGAGACAAGAGUAUCUGUCCAUCAUUCUGUGGUCUUUCUUGUGAAGGACCUUCAUUGGUACUGAUUCUACACAGUCUAAAAUGACUGGUUCUGUAUCUACAAGAGUCUUGAGUAGGAGUGCUGCUCUAAGAUCAGUUCCCCCAUUUUCUAUUCAUUAUGAUCUGAAUAGCAAUACUGAUCCUAGAUCAGAACUCAUACGCUGAGAUACUGUGAAUACGGACACUGGUGUUUAAGAGUCUGAUGCCACUGUGGACUUGUCAGUUGCUGACUGGCUGUGUCUUACCGACAGUACAUGGAACUGUUGCACUGGCUCGCCGAAGAGGCCAAAUAUUCAAGUAUUGGUGAUUAUUUUUGCUUGGUGGUCAAAUUAAUAAAUGGUUUGCUUUUCUCCUA